UUGAGUUGAGUUGCAAUUUUUUAAGAUGACCCUCCAGUUUCCUUUUUUAACUGUUAACUGUUUUGGUAUCAAUGGUUGUUGAUUUUUGUGUUAAGCGCCGAACUAAUGGUGUACAUCUGAAUUUUUCAUCUGAUACCAAAAUUUACUACUUCUCUUCAAAAUGAGUGGAGGUGUUUAUGGUGGCGAUGAGGUAGGAGCCCUAGUGUUCGAUUUUGGCCACUAUUCCAUACGUGCUGGAUAUGCUGGGGAAGACACACCUAAAGCUGACAUACCAACUAUGUGUGGAGUAUUGGAAGAGAAUGUUUCAGAUGCUAUGGAAGUCAAUGGAAAUAAUACAUCAAGUGAAAGUGCCUCUCAGAAAAAGUAUUAUAUAGACACUACUAGUAUUCAUGUCCCACGUAAAGGUAUGGAAAUGGUUUCAUUUUUGAAAGACGGCAUGGUCGAAGACUGGGAUUUGUUCGAAAGAGUUUUAGAUUAUGUGUACAGCAAGCACAUUAAAUCUGAACCACAUUUGCAUCCUGUGCUAAUGUCUGAGACUUCGUGGAAUGCACGUUCAAAACGAGAAAAGUUGACCGAACUUAUGUUUGAGAAGUACAACAUUCCUGCUUUUUUCUUGAGUAAGAAUGCUGUGCUUGCAGCUUUUGCAAAUGGACGGUCAACUGGAAUCGUUGUUGAUAGUGGAGCGAGUACGACUUCAGCCGUACCGGUUCACGACGGGUAUGUGCUAGCCCAGGCCAUCGUCAAGUCCCCUCUGGCUGGUGACUUCAUUUCGAUGCAGUGUAAGCAGUAUCUUGAAGAACAUCACAUGGAAAUCAUACCGACAUAUAUGAUUGGUUCCAAAGAAGCGGUCAAAGAAAAUGAUCAACCUAAAUGGACAAAGAAAAGUACCCUCCCCGAUGUAAACAAGUCAUGGCAUAAUUACAUGGUUAAAGAAGUGCUUCAAGAUUUUCAGAGCUCUAUCCUCCAAGUGUAUGAAACUCCAUAUGAGAAAGAAGCGGUUGAAAAUCUCCCCACCACUCAUUAUGAAUUUCCCAACGGAUAUAACCAGGAUUUCGGAACAGAGCGAUUUCAAAUCCCCGAAGCACUUUUUGACCCGACGAAUAUAAAAGGUAUUACAGGAACUGCAAUUGGUGCUGCGCAAGUGGUGACAACAAGUGUGGGCAUGUGUGACAUUGAUGUACGUCCCAGUCUUUACGGUGGUGUAAUCCUGACGGGUGGUAAUACUCUUAUCCAGGGUUUUACCGAACGUCUCAACCGUGACUUGUCUGCCAAAACUCCCCCCAGCAUGAGGUUAAAGGUGAUCAGUUCUAAUAAUGCGGCUGAACGGAGAUUUAGUUCGUGGAUUGGUGGCUCUAUUCUGGCUUCUCUUGGAACUUUUCAGCAAAUGUGGAUUACUAAGCAAGAAUAUGAUGAAGGAGGAAAAAGUCAAGUUGAAAGGAAAUGUCCGUGAAAAUGUUUUUACAAUUUUGAUUUUCAUUUUGACCAGGGUGCGUAGCGUUUUUUAAAAAGUGCUUAUUUUUGAUUUUCAUUUUAC
Messenger RNA from Parasteatoda tepidariorum (common house spider), 1534 nucleotides. RefSeq names its product Brahma associated protein 55kD (gene Bap55). The record is from RefSeq and is a predicted model, not a curated record. Lineage: Eukaryota; Metazoa; Arthropoda; Arachnida; Araneae; Theridiidae.